UCGCCAACCACCAGCCAUCUCGUCAUGCACCGAUACACACAGCCUAGUGCCCUCUUCGAAGCGCCGUACGGCACCGUCCAUACGUAUCUGGACACAGAGCACGACAUGGCCCAGUGUGUGAUCAAACGCCGGGGGAACCACCCCCAUGACCACGUCCGCGCCGCCGAGAACAUCGACCGCGAGAUUGAAACCACCGAGGUCCUCAAUGCCAAUGGCGGGCACCCCAACAUUAUCCGCAUGAUCGAACACUUCAUAGAGGACGAAUACAGCCAUCUCGUGCUUGAGUUCUGCAACCAAGGCGACCUCCUCACGGUGCAGCAGCGCGAACCCACCGGCCGCUUUGACCACUCACGCAGUUUGGCCUACUUUCGAGACGUUGUCCUCGGCCUGCAAUACAUGCACAAACACAAUCUGGCCCAUCGAGACCUGUCCUUGGAGAACAUAUUUGUCACCGACGGUGGUCGGUGCAAGAUUGGCGACUUCGGCUUGAGCGUCGACGCCACCGUGCCCACCCAUGCCUCUGUGGGCAAAAUGAUGUACAUGGCGCCCGAAGUCGUGGACGGGCUGAAGUAUGACCCCAAGGCGGCAGACAUUUGGUCUCUCGGCGUUAUGCUCUUCGUCAUGCUCACAGGGGUGCCUCUCUUCGACGUGGCUUCGUCCAAGGACAAACUGUUCCGCGCAGUGACCCGUCAAGGCCUUGACCCCGUGCUGACGAUCUGUCAAAAGAAGGGCUUUCUAUCCCCUGCCGUGGCGGAUCUCUUGGAAAAGCUGCUGGCACUCAACCCAGACGACCGGUUAUAUGUUGACGAGAUCUUGGAACACGAUGCGAUGCUCAUGCAGUAGGACUGUAUUCGACUUGGCAUUAUUUAUAAGUUAGUAUUCCAUCGACUAGUAUUGUACUAUAACGUUAUCCAAUGUUGUUUUGGG
Aphanomyces astaci is the source of this 927-nucleotide messenger RNA. Its product is annotated as serine/threonine protein kinase. Gene Ontology annotation, molecular function: protein kinase activity; ATP binding. The transcript has a single exon. The record is from RefSeq and is a predicted model, not a curated record. The coding region runs from base 25 to 843 and encodes 272 amino acids. Gene Ontology annotation, biological process: protein phosphorylation. Lineage: Eukaryota; Oomycota; Saprolegniomycetes; Saprolegniales; Verrucalvaceae.